Molecule: messenger RNA, 1779 nt
Organism: Strongylocentrotus purpuratus (purple sea urchin)
Lineage: Eukaryota; Metazoa; Echinodermata; Echinoidea; Camarodonta; Strongylocentrotidae
Exons: 4
Coding region: 1-1107 (368 amino acids)
Cellular component (GO): extracellular region
Molecular function (GO): hormone activity
Source: RefSeq, a predicted model, not a curated record
AUGUUCGUUCUUCCAAAGCUUCGUACUUCCGGAGAUUCAUUCUUCCGAAGAUUCGUCACUUCUAUGGCUUAUGUAAAGAUGGUUUGUUUUAGGUACCCGGUAGCUGUCAUGUCUGUGGUCCUAUUGGCUCUUCUUCGUCACGUGACGGCAUCCUUUCCACUACUCUGUGGUCAAGAACUGGUCAAGGCUGUUGCAGCGGUGUGCAAUGAUCGCGGUUACUACGGUCAGCCAAGCAAAAGAUCAGCUGGUAUAUUUGAGUUGGAGACGCGGGCCAAGACAUUUCUGAAGUCCGGGAUAUCGAGAGGCGAGACUCGUCGGUCCAAACGAGGAGCAAGAACAGGUCUCAUCGUAACAGAAUGCUGUCUCAACCGAUGUUCCGUCUCACACCUGGAAAGCUAUUGCAAUCCACUGCCCCCGGAUGCAGUACACGAUGCGGAGGUGCACAUACGACUGGAGAAGUCCGCUGAGGAGGAUGCUGACGAAGGGCGCCCUCAAGAUGGCCCAAGUCAACUGGACACAGCUACAGGAACGGUCCCUGAGACUGAAAUGUCGGAGACGCGAGGUCGGGUUCGAAUCGAUGCAGUCGAGAAAGUAUUAUCUGAAAGACUGAUUCCGACAUCGACAACGGGAUCAUCUCCGUCGCCAUCGAGGAAGAAACCUAGAAAAGACAAGAGCGAGAGAAGGAACUCAUCCAGGGAAGCAAAACAAGCUAGGAGAGAGGAGAGGAGAAGGAAUAGAGAAAGGAGCUCCGGUGGCAGGUCACGGAAUGGACGUCGGAAAGACAAGGACAAUGAUCGCGCUUCCAGAGCCAAACGACACGGCUUGAAUUUGUGGAGGAACAUGUUUUCGGACAAGUUUUUCAGUGACAUCCCAGGCCUCGAAAAUCAACCGAACCUUCACCCAGUAAACGGAAGAGCGCCAUCUUCGACCACCAUAGACACAUUUCAGAUGAAAUCUUCGAUCCCAAUACAAGAUUCUCCAGAAGGCAACGGAAAAGAGAACUUUGAACAAUCAUCUAUAAACCAGGAAGCCGAUAAAAAGAUGCGAUUUUCUGCUCUAAUGACAAAGUUGAGAACGAUGGUUUUAAAAUUUCCGAAAGAUAGGUGAGAGGAGCUCCAUUUCGUCAUAUAUAUUUUAUUUAAGUUUAGAGAAUAAAUGUAUGUUGAGAGCUGGAAGGUUGUUACCCAAGGUAGCUUCUAAUUUGGCACAAUUAGAAGGUCAUGAAUAUGCACGCGCGGUUAAGAAUAUGAAUAUUCAUCAAACUGGCACGACAUCAUCACAUGCAUAUUCAUGACCUCCAUCUCUACAGUCAUGUAGAUGUGCCCAAUGAGAGGCUACCGUAUCGAAAUAUAUGAGUUGACACCCUUGUAGCACUCUGCAUGUGUCUUCGAAGUUAUUUAUUUAAAAUAAACAUGCUUUGAUUGGUCAAAUUCAAAGUUAUGCUCUCGCUUUCAUAUAUGAAAAAGUUUGUUUUGUUUUUGCUAUGAAAAAAAUGAAAGGUACUAUUCAAAAUAUUUGUCGUAAAAUAUGCAUAAAUCUAUUUGAAAACAUUUAAAAAAAGAAAAAAAAAUACGUGGAAUUUAUCUUGGCGAAAAAACACUAAGUCGUUGGUUGUGGAUAUACAACUAGGAACGUUUCUGCAGCAUGUUUAUCAUAAAUGUGUAACUGUUCACCCGAGUAUGGCAGUGCUCAGCAUUUUGAGAAAGAAGUUAUAAAAUGCUAGAUAGAUGAUUAACUAAUCGUAAAAGAGUAUGUUGGGUAAUUUGCGUUAAAUAUCUU